AAACCAGAUGCUGUCACGCGAUGUGCCACUGUGCGCCACCAAUAAUUGUGUGGGUGCAUAAGAGGUGUAUGAUUGAUGCUAUUCGCCCUCUCGGCCGACAAAGGUCCUCAUAUAUUCGCCAUGAUUGGAUUGAUUAGGGAGUCACUCGACUGGAAAAAGGUACGAAAGCGGUGAAAAUUCUUCGGUCCCCCUGCAGCGGAUAGGAGGCGAUGAUUGCCAUCCCAGCCGUGUCCCUUUGCAGAGUCGGUCGACGCUAGCCUCGUAUUAUGGUGUGUUUAAGGCGUACCCUCCUGGUCGGGACCCACGAGCUAGUCGCAAGGCUAGCUCAACCCGCGGCCGUGAGACCAACAUCCCGUUGCGUCUCCCGCCACCCAGCGUGAACAGUGGAACACAGCGCAGUUGCCAGUGCGUGAACCGACCGAUAACGGACCAGGACCAGACCAGCGGUGACUGUGACCGUGACCAUGUCCCUCCUCCACUAUUUUCUCUACAAAAUUCUAGCGGCGCUCGUCCGAACGACGGUUUCCUUACGUCGCGGGUUCCGACCGCUCCGCACCACCCCCGAUGUCACCAUCCGGAUCCCCUCGCGCGAACUCCCCCGCACCAUUAAAGCGCACAUCUACCGGUCGACCUCGACCGGGCCGUCGCCCGUCCUGGUCAACUUCCACGGGAGUGGGUUCGUCCUCCCCAUGCACGGCACCGAUGAGGAGUUCUGCCGCCUGAUCAGCCGCCAGACGGCCUACACCGUCGUCGACGUGCAGUACCGACUCGCGCCGGAGCACCCGUUCCCGGCGGCCUACCACGACGCCGAAGACGCAGUGCGCUGGGUCUUCCAGCAGCGCCAGCAGUUUGACCGCUCCCGUGUCGCCGUGUCGGGGUUCAGCGCGGGCGGGAACCUCGCGCUGGGCAUGUCCUCGCUGCCCCCUGUUGCGUGGGCGGGAGAUGAGGAUGAAAAAGAGAAAGCACCUCCGAUCCACGCCACCGUGGCCUUCUACCCCGUGGUCGACCUCGCGACCAGCCCCGCGGCCAAAUUCGCGCCCGACCCGAACGGACGGCCUCUGCCGAAAUGGCUGAUGCGGUUCUUCGACCGAUGCUAUAUCCGAGGCCCGUUCGACACCCGGGACCCGCGCAUCUCGCCGUUCUACGCAGACGCGCAGGGUUUCCCGCGACGGGUGCUGAUCGUGACGGCGGCGGGAGAUAGUCUGGCGGAGGAGGCCGAGGCGCUGGGGAGGAAGAUUAGGGAGAGGGUUGAAGUUGGAGAGGGGGAGAAUCGCGUAGUAGUGCAGAGGAUGCAGGGGUGUAAUCAUGGGUGGGAUAAAGAAGCGGGCCCGGGAAGUGUGGGGGAGGAUGCGAAGGACAAGGCGUAUGCCAUGGCCGUGGCGUUGUUGACUUAGUUGACCUAGUUUGAGAUUGAUCGUGAUGAUCUGUAUAUACUACACUGUCCCCAUAUACUACGUAUAUCUAUGACCUACAUAUUCCAAAUCUAUUACUAUAUCGAAUACCCACGUUUGAGAAUAGGAGGUGAAACAAAACAAAAUCCAUGAGCAUCAUCAUCCGAUCAUUCUCCGGUGGGCUAAUCAGCGGCCACAACGGUCCCCUGAAGCUCCACUGAUUCACACCACAUGGGUGUGGACUGGGGACUAUCCUCAUCUCCUGGUGUCAAUCCAUAAUGACACAUGUUCUGUUCUUCCACUGGAGCAUCCAGGAUGAAACGACGAACGAUGAAACGACGAACGAU
This is a messenger RNA of Aspergillus candidus, 1738 nucleotides long. Its product is annotated as putative esterase/lipase. Bases 465 to 1394 code for a protein of 309 amino acids. NCBI's taxonomy places the organism in Eukaryota, Fungi, Ascomycota, Eurotiomycetes, Eurotiales, Aspergillaceae. The transcript has 2 exons. The record is from RefSeq and is a predicted model, not a curated record. Gene Ontology annotation, molecular function: hydrolase activity.